Peniophora sp. CBMAI 1063 is the source of this 504-nucleotide messenger RNA. The record is from the annotation of a GenBank genome assembly. Lineage: Eukaryota; Fungi; Basidiomycota; Agaricomycetes; Russulales; Peniophoraceae.
AUGCUUCGUUUGCCUGGAAUAGAGGCACAUAACCUCCAAUGUAUCAGUCAGCGCUCUCUAUCUGUGAAUGGCAACAAUGACUCAUCUCGCCCAGGCGACGCUCGGGACAAUACGAGUGAAGUCCAAGACCUGUCUCAAGGCAAUGCGAGGCACGUCCUCUGUCGCCUGGAUGGAAUGCCCAAACUUCUCCCCGACGAGCGUUUUUGUGCCAUGGACUACAGCAUUCUUGCCGCUGUUCAACAACUACGAAGCUUCUGCGUCUUAUCAUACGAUGUCUGCUGCCCGGCCGUUUACGAGAAGAUCCUCCCGAAGUUCCACACUUAUGCUCACAAGCUUCAUACAUACUCCCGGUACGACCUCGCCUCUGCACCGAAUGGAGGCGUUGUUGAUGGCGAGGAAUGUGAGCGUGUAUGGAUGAGCAACCUUCCUGUAGAGAACCUGCAAGAGUUCCGUCAAGUCCAGGAUCAUACGAAGCGGUGUCGCUACAUCAAGGCGAAGCUGUAG